Molecule: messenger RNA, 5699 nt
Organism: Dromaius novaehollandiae (emu)
Lineage: Eukaryota; Metazoa; Chordata; Aves; Casuariiformes; Dromaiidae
Gene: CRB1
Product: crumbs cell polarity complex component 1
Exons: 14
Coding region: 921-5141 (1406 amino acids)
Biological process (GO): establishment or maintenance of epithelial cell apical/basal polarity; heterophilic cell-cell adhesion
Cellular component (GO): plasma membrane; protein-containing complex
Molecular function (GO): calcium ion binding
Source: RefSeq, a predicted model, not a curated record
GUAUUUCAAACAACAUUUUCAAAUAGUAUAAGUUCUUUCAUUUAAUUAUUAUCACUUCUGCUGAAGUGAAAAAAUAGCAUCAUUAAGGAGUAAUAGAGCAAUCAAUAUUAAUUUGCUUUUGCUUGUACAGAAGGCAAAAUCUAAUUAUCUGUGGGCAUCUGCUGUUUUAGAAUGUUGCUUGUGCUUGCCCAACGUUCAUUUCUAUAAAAUCAUAGUUAAGUUUUACAUGAACUGUAAAAAUAAGUUUCUAUAUUAUUUUGGUUUUACAUGGGAAAAGGAAAAAGUGAGUUUUGAGAGCAAUGCAAUAUGAAUUUUACAUUGAUCCUUACAUUUCACUAUAUUCUGAACAGCACUCUUGUGAAAAUAGCAUUUAGACAGGUAAUUGGCUUCUUAGUUCUUAUUGUUUCCAUAGCAAAUGUGCUCAGUUUGAAAAUACAAAUGUAUGUGCUUUAUGAGUUUUAAUGAGUGAAGUAUAUAAAGAAAAUACAACCUUGAUGAGAACUAUUUUGCCAGCAGGUGUGACAAAGCAAGCAAACUGUUUUGUGGAACAAGGUCUGAGAUUUGCUGAAUUGUCAUUACAUACCAGAGGGAGAUUUAGGUGUUUUUCAGGCUGUAACUGCUACAUCACUUUAAACAGGAAUUUUCCAGACCUGUUCCCUGUCAUGGAAAAGUUCAGGCAGAAAUUUAGCAUAUUUAAGUUUUUCUGAGAUUUUAUAUUUCAGCAUAUGCUUUGGAGACGCUUUAAAGGAAGAAAAUUGAAUUGCUAGUAGAAGCUAUUUACUUGCCUGCUGAGGUUCCUGAGUUCGAAUUCCUUUUGAAACCAUUUAGCAUUGAUCAGUUUCAGAGAUGAGGAGAAAGCAUUAAGGAUCAGCACCAGCUCUUUGGACAACAGACAACUUAGAAGAGGAUGUGCUAUCAAGAUGAAUAUGGCUCAUUCAAGAAUUAACUUUCUACUCAUCUUCUACCUCAGCUUUUUGCUGCUCAUCCAUUUAAAAAAGUCACUUUGCAUGAGAAAUGAUUCCAGGUGCCUGCCAAACUCUUGCCAAAAGAACUGUACAUGCGUUGCUGGUGAUAAAGACGAUACCUGCCAUUGUGCAGACACAUCAGUUGACACUGUGGAGGAACUCUGCAAUAAAACCUAUGAUCCUUGCUCCUCAAACCCUUGUCUUCAAAACGCUACCUGUUUAAGCUCUGCUGGAAACCUCAGCUUUACUUGUGAGUGCCCUCCUGGGUAUAAUGGAACUACUUGUGAAAUAGCCAUCAGUGUGUGUGACACAAACCCUUGUGAACACGGAGGCACUUGCCAAAAUGGCCUGGCUGGCCCUACCUGCCUUUGUCGUGCAGGCUACACAGGUACUCUCUGUGAAAUGGAUUUUGAUGAAUGCACUUCUGAACCAUGCCACAAUGGAGCAGUGUGCAGGGACGGGGUUGAUGAAUACUCCUGCUACUGUGUCCCAGGCUAUCAAGGCAAGCACUGUGACCUGGAAGUGAAUGAAUGUGUUUCAGAUCCAUGCCUGAAUGGGGCAAUGUGUCUGAACCAGAUAGGAAGGUAUGACUGCAUCUGUCCACUUGGGUACACCGGUACAAACUGUGAGCUGGACAUGGACGAGUGUUUAUCACAGCCUUGCUUAAACGGUGCAACUUGCCAUGAUUCCUUGGGGAGCUUCGCCUGCUCCUGCGCGCUUGGAUUCCUCGGUGAUCUCUGCGAAACCAACAUCAAUGAGUGUGUCAGUCAGCCCUGCCUCCAUGGGGGACAGUGUACAGAUGGUGUCAAUGGGUACAGUUGCAACUGUACCAGUACUGGAUUUACAGGCCUACACUGCGAGACCCUAAUUCCCUUAUGUCGGUCACAACCAUGCUACAACAAUGCUGCUUGUGAGGACAGCACUGACAAUUAUACAUGUCACUGUUGGCCAGGAUAUACAGGUUCCCACUGUGAAAAUGAUAUAAGUGAGUGCAGCAGUAAUCCAUGCCUCUCUGAGAGUGAAUGUGUAGAGCUGUCUUGGGCUAACUGGUAUGGAAGUGUUCCAGGACUGCCAUCAGAGUUCAGCUAUGACAAGGCAGAGGGCUAUAUUUGUAGCUGUAAACCAGGAUUUUCAGGUAUUCACUGUGACGAAGACAUCAAUGAAUGUUACAUGAACCCUUGCCAAAAUGGUGGAAUCUGUGAAAAUUUUCCUGGGAAUUAUACUUGUCAUUGCCCAUCUGCAGACAAAGAAGGGAUUUUUUAUGGUGGCUGGAACUGUACAGAAGUUCUCCAUGGCUGUACUGAUCAACAAUGCCAAAACAAUGGAAUAUGUAUCCCACAUUUAAAAAAUGGCCAACAUGGAUUCAGCUGCAUAUGCUCAUCUGGAUAUACUGGCAUACACUGUGAAACCAUAACCACGUUUUCUUUUGAUGGAAACAGUUUCCUUUGGUUGAAGAAUCCCAUGCCCCCUAAAAAGGAAUCUUUCUACAAUAUAAACCUGAGUUUUCAAACUGUGCAACCUACAGCCUUUCUAUUUUACCGAGGGGAGAAAGAUACAUUUGUGAAGUUGGAGUUAUGGAAUGGCUACUUACACUUAUCCAUUCAAGUCAAUAACCAGCCACAGGCUCUUUUGCAUAUUUUUCAUAAUGUCAGUGAUGGAGAAUGGCACUCAGUGGAGGUAACCUUGGCAAGAGCUGUUACUCUAAAUUUACAUGACAGCUCUUGUGUAGAAUCAUGUGUCAAUAAAACUUCUGCUGUGAUAGAUAAUGAUCACGUGAGGCUUGCAUUUCAGAGCACAUUUUUGGGCAGCUUACCUGUGGGGAACAUUAGCAGCAACUCUCUACUUAACAUCUAUAAUAUGCAUUCUGCACCUUCAUUUGUAGGCUGUCUCCAGGACAUUGAAAUAGACCUGAAUAUUAUUACUCCAGAGAAUGUAUCACCUGAAUCAUCUUUAAAUGUCAAGACAGGAUGUACUAAAAAGGACUGGUGUGAAAACCACCCUUGUCAGAAUAGGGGACGCUGUAUCAACUUGUGGCUGAGUUAUAAUUGUGAUUGCUACCGACCAUACACAGGGCCAAGCUGCUCAACAGAGUAUAUUCCAGGCCGGUUUGGAUCUGAAGACUCCUCAGGGUAUGCUGCAUUUUCUGUUGAUGUCACUCAGACUGAAAAUGUGAAUAUAUCAAUGUUCGUCCGAACACGCAAAUCUUCUGGCUUGUUGCUGGCUUUGAGAAACAGUACCUGUCUCUACAUAAGAGUCUACUUGGAAGGUGGGAAACUCAUAGUGUUAGCUCCAAACUCCAUGAAGUUGUUAGGGAAACACACUAUAAAUGAUGGAAACUUGUACUUAAUAUCAUUAAAAAUAGAACCAAAUAAGAUGGAAUUAUUCCAGUCCUCCCAAUACCUAGGCUUUAUUUCUACUCCGGUACUAACCAUCCAAAGUAAGGAUAUUCUUUACAUUGGAGGCCUACCAGAUAACAGAGAAACUGAUAGAAAUUUCAAAGGCUGCAUCCAAGAUGUAAGACUGAAUAGCCAACCUCUGGAAUUCUUCCCUAUUGCCAAUCCACUGAAUUCUCUUAUCAACCGAACCCUGAUCAAUGUCACCGAAGGCUGCGCUGGUGAUAACCUCUGCAAGUCUAACCCUUGCCACAAUGGUGGCAUAUGCUAUUCAAUCUGGGAUGACUUCACUUGCACAUGUCCCCCUAACACAGCAGGGAAAGCAUGCGAGGAAGUUAAGUGGUGUGAGCUUGGGCCCUGUCCUCAUGAAGCACAAUGCCAGCUGGUGCACCAAGGAUUUGAAUGUCUUGCUAACGCAGUGUUUAGUGGCCGAAGCAGUGCGAUAUUUUACAGAAGCAACGGAAAAAUCAGCAGAGAUCUCACGAAUAUCGUAUUUGGCUUUCGAACUAGGGAUACUGACGUGAUACUGCUGUAUGCGGAGAAGGAGCCCGAGUUUGUCACCAUUAGUAUUCAGAACUCCAAAUUACUCUUUCAAUUGCAAAGUGGCAACAGCUUUUAUAAGUUGACCCUUGCUAGUUCACGACCUGUGAGUGACGGGAAGUGGCAUCAAGUGACGGUCUCUAUGAUAGAACCCCAGUCCCAGGCCUCUAGAUGGCACAUUGAUAUAGAUAAUAAGAGAGACGCUGCAACUAGCACAACUACUACAGGAAGCCUCAACUUUUUAAAAGAAGAGAUAGACAUUUACGUGGCUGACAAGGCUUUUGACAAUCUGGACGGCCUGCGAGGAUGUAUGAGCACCAUAGAAAUCAGUGGCAUUUAUCUUUCAUACUUUGAAAGUGCUGAUGUCCAUACUAAAAAACCUCAAGAUGAACAAUUUCUCAAAAUAUCUGCAAACCCUGCUGUUACUGGCUGUUUGCAAUUGGAUGCCUGCAGCUCAGACCCCUGUAUGCAUGAUGGGAUAUGUGAAGACUUCUAUACUUCCUACCGUUGCAUAUGUCCCAAAGGAUGGACUGGCAUGCACUGUGAAACCAACAUUGAUGAAUGCUUUUCAAACCCCUGUGUUCAUGGAAACUGCACUGACAGGGUCACCUCCUACGAGUGCAGUUGUGAACCUGGUUACACAGGGGUAAACUGCAAAGAGAACAUAGACAACUGCCGUGGCAACCAGUGUGCAAAUGGGGCCACCUGCAUAGAUGGGAUUAAUGGAUAUUCUUGCCUGUGUGCUGGUAACUUCACCGGAAAACUUUGCAGAUACAGAAGAUUACCAUACACAAUUUGUGGGAAUGAAGAGAGAAAUCUUACCUGUUACAAUUAUGGCAACUGUACUGAUCUCAGCAGAGAGUUGAGAUGUGUGUGCCUGCCAGGAUUUACUGGAGAACGGUGUGAAAAGGACAUUGAUGAAUGCAGCUCCGACCCAUGUCUGAAUGGGGGCCUCUGCCAAAAUCUGCUCAACAAAUUCCACUGCCUCUGUGAUGUAAACUAUGCUGGAGACCGCUGUGAGAUAGAUUUGACAACUGACUUGAUCUCGAACAUAUUCACCUCCAUUGGCUCAGUAACGCUGGCCUUGUUAUUGAUCCUCUUCUUGGCAGUUGUGGUUUCAGUUAUCGCUGCCAAUAAACGGGCAACUCAAGGGACCUACAGCCCCAGCCGGCAGGAGAAGGAGGGAUCCCGUGUAGAGAUGUGGAACAUGGUGCAUCCUCCGCCGAUGGAAAGACUGAUUUAGGAGGAAGCAUUCCUCCAUCUUGGAUGAUGGCUGAAGCGGGGACGGUGUAUAUAUGUUAGAUAUGUUCAUUUUGAUUGUGAUACCAGGAAUACUCGUUUAACUACUGUGAUGACUUUGGACUUUCAAUAUUUUUUUCUUUUAAGUUCAAUAACAUUUGAAUUCUUUUAGUAUUUAAGUGAACCAAUGCCAAUUAUCACUGCUUUGGACCAACAUGUCCAAGGACAAUUUUAUUUGCACUGGAAAUUUCAGCCUUGGUAAUGAGCAGUAGGCAUUACAAACAGUAAUGGCUUCUGGGAUACGUGUAAGUGCCUGUCUGUCAGAUGCAACAUGAAUAACAGCUUCUCAUUUGUGUUCUCCUUUGACUGCAUAGCAAUCACUGCUGCAGACAAUGCGGAUAAAUCAAAUAAGCCUGUACAAUAAAGAUCAAUUUAAUUCUUUUACAAAAGGGUUUAGCAGUAGAGCUGUGUCUCAGCAUAUCUACUUUCAUUCUUUAAUCAGGGAUUAAAAGGAAGCUACAAAAAAACUCUCCUUGAAACAAAAUAAAUGUUUCAAAUUUAA